This is a messenger RNA of Diversispora eburnea, 657 nucleotides long. Lineage: Eukaryota; Fungi; Glomeromycota; Glomeromycetes; Diversisporales; Diversisporaceae. The record is from the annotation of a GenBank genome assembly.
GAUAUAGAAACCAUUAUUCAUGAACAAGAAAUAAUUGAAUCCAGUAAUUCACAUGCAAAAAGUAAAGUUUGGGAUUAUUUUACUAAGCCAUAUGGUCUGCCUAAAAGUCGCAAAGCCAAUUGCCAUGAAUGUGGAAAUAUAUUUUCAUAUCAUGGUUCAACUUCUACAUUAAAAUACCAUUUAGUUCAUAGACAUAAAAUUGACAUCUCCACGAAUUUAAGCCAAAAAAGUAAAGUUUGGGAUUAUUUUACUGAACCAUAUGGUUCACCCAAUGAUAAAAAUUGCAAAAUAAAAUGUCUUAAAUGUGAAAUGGAAUUUUUAUAUAAUGUUUCAACUUUUUCAUUGAAAUUUCAUUUAAUUCGCAAGCAUAAUAUUGUUAUGUCUAAAAAUUUAGAAUCUAUUGCAGAUUUAAAUAAAGUUUUAGAAAUUGAACCUAAUAAUGCAAAAGUGUUAAAAAGUAGGGGAAAAGCUUAUAAAAGAAUGGGCAAAUAUGAAGAAUUUAUUGCAGAUUCAAGUAGAGCUUUAGAAAUUGAAUCUAAUAAUGUAAAUGCAUUGAUAAGUAGGGGAAAAGCUUGCGCAGAAUUAGCAAAUAUGAAGAAUCUCAAAUUUAGAAAUCGAAACAAAACAAAAACAUUAUUGCACUCUACAGAUUAUUAA